Messenger RNA from Malassezia globosa CBS 7966, 846 nucleotides. RefSeq lists its product as uncharacterized. The record is from RefSeq and is a predicted model, not a curated record. Gene Ontology annotation, cellular component: nucleolus. NCBI's taxonomy places the organism in Eukaryota, Fungi, Basidiomycota, Malasseziomycetes, Malasseziales, Malasseziaceae. Gene Ontology annotation, molecular function: rRNA binding. Bases 1 to 846 code for a protein of 281 amino acids. The transcript has a single exon.
AUGGCUGGGAUCGCACCACUACAGGCGCUGACAGAGUCAGCGCAAAAAGUACAGCCGAAGAAACAGGUCAAGACGCGCAAGGAAAAGCGCGCACCUACGUAUGCGCCGGUCUCCAAGAAGCAAAAAAAGCAAACACUCACAUUUGACGAAGAUGCUCGUCGCGAGUAUCUCACCGGUUUUAGCAAGCGGAAAAAUCAGCGUAGACAGGCUGCGCAUGAUCACGUCCAAAAGGCAAUUCGGGAAGAAAUCCGGAACUCGCGCUUGGCGACAGCUGAAGCACGAAAAAGGCAAGCGGCUGAGAACGUCCGCGCUGAACAAAUUGCUUAUGGACUACUAGAUUCCGACCAUGAUGAGGAGGAGGAAAACGAGGAUCGUGACAUACAUGGAGAGCGCGAGUUCGAAACCGACACACAGCGUGCUCAUGUCACCAUCCAGGAGCUUGACGUUGACGAUUGGCCCGAACAGAGACCCACAUCAUCAAACAUACACCCGAAGUAUCCCCGUUCUGAGCGGAACUCUCAUCAGUCACCUGAAGCAAAGAAGCCAAAACCCUCUUCUAUGCAACGAAACGAUCGUGCGCCGGCGAUCCCAUCAGGAAGCUUGACAGGUAUCUUGGAGCCUGAAGUGGCGCAAGCUGCUAUGGCGGACAAAAUCUUCCGGGAUACCAAUGUAGAGAAUCAGACCGCUAUCGACGCUAAACCCAAACGGCCACAUUCCUACAUGUCCAAAGCUGAGCGACAGCAGGAGCGGCAGCUCCAGCGUGCUUGGAAUCACGCACAGGCUGAGAAUCGACGAGCAGAGAAUCGCGCGAAACGCACGUCUCAAAGCAAACACAAACGGACAUAA